AUGGAAGAACAACAACAACCAAAAGCCAUUGCAGAAAAAAUUAACUGGAUUUCUUCUGAACAACCUGUUUUUUCUAUUGAUGUUCAUCCCGAUAAUAGUAGAUUUUUAACUUGUUCAGAUGAGUUGAUCAACAUAUGGAAAGCUACUUCUUACAUCAACUCUACAAAACCAUCAGGUGAUACUGCAAUCACAGAGACCGAAUUAUCUUCAUCAGUCGCUACUAUUAAAACAGAAUCGGAUUUCUGUAUCCAGAAAAUUGGUGGAAAUACUAAUUGUGCAAGGUUUAGUCCAGAUGGUAAAUUUAUUGCAGCCAAUUCUGAUGACUUUUCUGUUAGUGUGUACAAGGUCUCCAAAGCAAAUACUGAUAAAGAGAGUUGGAAGAGGAUCAAACAUUUCAAGACUCACACAAGUGAUGUGCUGUCUAUUGCUUGGAGUGGUGACUCACGAUAUUUAGCUUCUUGUUCAAUUGACAAUUCUGUAGUAGUCUAUGAUAUGAGAGCAAAAAAUGUUGGUGAUAUUGUAUUGAAAUCCAGCGACCACAAUGAAUUUGUGAAAGGUGUUACCUUUGAUCCUAUCGGAAAGUAUCUUGUAUCUCAAUCGGAUCAUUCUGUAUUUAUUUGGGCCCUUAAUGAUGGUGUUUUUCAAUUUCACAAAAGGAUUAGUAAUGUAUUCGGUAAGGUUGAUAUUGCUGUUUACAAACCUUCAUUUUCUCCUUGUGGUCAAUUCUUGAUUAUUCCAAAUGCAUACACAAAGACUGUUUAUUGUGCAAAUAUUUAUAUGAGACAGGACGAUUUCUCCCAAUGUAUCCCUUUCCACAAUAAUCACCCUGUUUGGUUUACUGCUUUUAAUCCAUGUAUUUUCAAGAAGAAAGCCAAACCUUGGACUUUCUUUGCAGUGAGCACUGAAGAUACGAUAAGCGUUUUUUCUUCUGAAAUUCCAAAGCCAAUGAUUCAUAUUAACAAUAUUUGUAAACAGUCAAUUAGUGACAUUGUAUGGAGUGCAGAUGGGUUGUCUUUAUUAGUAUCAAGUAAUGAUGGUUCAGUACACUCAAUCACAUUCCCUUCAGGCUUCUUUGGAAAUCCAUUAAGUCAAAGAGAAAAAAAAGAAUACCUCGAACAAUAUUACGGAGACAUGGAGCUUGGUACAGUUUUGUCUGAAUAUCCUAGCACCAUUUUUGCAAUUCCUCAACUUGGAGAAAUUGCACCUCUUCCACAAUUGCAGUCUAAUCCUUUAGCUUCUCUAGCAACCUCUAGUAGUUCUAACAAUGUCAUACCACCAAAACCAAAACCAUCAGUUACACAACGAACUGAAAUAGUUAAUGGUAAAAAGAGAAUUGUACCAGUACAUACUUCUUUUGAUGAUGAUGAAGAAGAGGAGGAAAACACUCUCAAAAAUUUUGCUACUGGUCCAUUCAAUAUUGAUACGCAAAAGGAAAACAUGUUGAAUGAUGUAAUUUCAAAUAGAAUAGGAGUUAAUGCUGUGGAGACAUCAAUUGGAUUUGCCCCUAGUACAUAUUCAACAUCUGACAUUUUGAAAGUAACAACCGAAGUAACAAAGAAAAGAACACGUAUUGAACCAGAAGAUAAUUCGAAAAAGAAUAAGAAAAAAACAAAGAAUCCAAUUAAUCCUUUAAGGGAUUUAUCUACCAUUACUGCUGAGCCACUCUAUUUAAGACUUAAUGCCAGAGAUGAAUUAUUCUGCUCACUGGAGGGUAUUGUUGAAUUGAAACGAAACAACGCUCUAGAAUGGAAGAGCACAGUUUCAGGAACGGGUAGCGUCCUUCAUAGUUAUCCAAACUUGGCUGCUGGUACUCAAUUCUUUAUUGCUGUAUGUACAUUCCCUUCCAAUCAGUGCCAUGUUUUUUCAACAGAGUCUGGUAUGAGAUUAUUACCUCCAUUAGUUUUAGAUUCAAAGAUUGAACAUGUAAAUUGUUCAGGAGAUUUCUUGGCAGCUUACACUGCAGAGCUAAUGUUUUAUGUGUGGGAUGUCAGGAAGCAAAAGUGCCUUGUACGUUGCAGUGCAGACCCAUUACUAAGCAACACGUCCAUUACUUCUGUAGAGAUGAGAAUUGUUGAUGAUAUUGCUGUGACAGCUAAAGGUGUUGGUAUUGUAACAUUAACUAGUGGUGAAUCUUUUGCUUUUGAUGUAAAUUUGAACACAUGGAUUUGUGUUGCCGAUUCACAUUCAGUAUUUUCUCCUUUCCUUUCUCAAGGCAGAGUAAACCUUGAAGAAAUUGAGGAUGUUAAUUUUGAAGAUGCUGAAGUGACACUCAAAGUAUUAAGAAACAAGGCUGCCAAAGCAGUGCAAAAAUUCAGACUUGAACAUCCAGAAAUAACACCAACAACAGAAACUGCUAACAUUGAUAUCAUAGAUGACCUAGAGCUUGCCAUGACAUCUGCAGCAGCAAUUGGAGAUAUUGGAAGUUACAUGUAUGCUGUUCAAUCCUAUGCAAAACAUUUGGCAAAGAUUAAUAAUAACAGACUGACUGAUCUCUUCCGUUCUCUCUUAGGUCCUUGGGAUCCAAAAUCUACAUCCACAAAUUGGAAUCCACUCAUUGCUGGAACUCCAAAGAGAUUGAUUCUCCAACACCUCGUCACCAUGUUAAGCUCCUCGCCUGACUUGUUGAUAAAGAGAAUUUGCUCUGAUUUUGCAAAUCUCUUAGCCGAAAUCAAUAAAUAAACCACUCAAUACUUCCG
This is a messenger RNA of Naegleria gruberi, 2696 nucleotides long. Its product is annotated as chromatin assembly factor-1 p105 subunit. Gene Ontology annotation, biological process: regulation of DNA-templated transcription; chromatin remodeling; DNA-templated transcription. Bases 1 to 2679 code for a protein of 892 amino acids. Gene Ontology annotation, cellular component: HIR complex; nucleus. NCBI's taxonomy places the organism in Eukaryota, Heterolobosea, Eutetramitea, Acrasida, Naegleriidae. The record is from RefSeq and is a predicted model, not a curated record. Gene Ontology annotation, molecular function: protein binding; nucleosome binding. The transcript has a single exon.